UUAUUUUUAAUCCCACACGGACACAGUCUGACACACGGACGCCGAAGAACGGGUCCAUUCUCAAGACGAUCAGCUGGAAGUGCGUGGAUAGUGGCGUGUGCUUAUAGAUCCUCCCACAAGCAUCUGCGUAUUUAUAAGGCACACACAAACCACCGUCAGUCGUCAUCACAGGACAUAGCGUGGAGGAAGAGACACCAUCCUAAGAGCGUGCCAGCUGUGGCUCAGGCUCCCGUCAUGCCUCUUCUAGAAGAAACCACUCACCCACAAGAACACCCACCCAUUGUUCCUGUCAUCAUCAUAGGCAACGGACCAUCAGGUAUUUGUCUUUCGUAUCUGCUAAGUGGCAACAAGCCUUACUUCGACCCAACAACGGUCCACCCAAACCCGAUACUCUACAGAAAACUGCAGGAGACCAAACACCUUGCCGUCACUGAACAGGAUCUCGAACACUUAAGCGAAGGUCUUGAGGGACGGUCAAGGAACCCCGUGGCUGUGCUAUUUGACACACUGCUGCACCCAAACGCCGACUACGGCUAUGAGUACCCUCCUGUGCUUCAGUGGAGGAGGGAGAAACAGCAACACAUCCCACAUCUCGUCCUAGGGAGAGCAACACCUGGGGGAGCCUGGCACGCAAUGGAAGGCUCCAUGCUGACUAUAAGUCUUGGCAUCUGGAUGGAGCUUCCCGGAGUCAACUACAGGGACCUGAUCGGCGUAAAACGAAGGGAUGUCACCAAUGACAGAGCCACGCCUGAGGAGAUCUCAUCCUAUUACCGCAACUAUGUGAAGCUAAAAGGCCUCCAAAAGAAUUUUGUCGACAACACCUACGUGACCUCGGUCCAAAGACUCUGCCGGGGCCACAAGACGGAAUAUCUGAAAAAUGGACACACUCGUCUCGGAGACGAAAGAGUGGAUGAUUGCGGAGAUGAGAGCUUUGAGGGUAAUGGAGUAGAAAGCAUCAGCGAGGGAGGACUGGGCCCUCUCUGGGAAGUCAGGGGAUACCAACAGCUGCAGAACAAAACUCAUGUUCCCUUCUCUCUGUUUGCGGAGAAUGUGGUCCUGGCCACUGGUGCCUCCGAUUCGCCGGUUCGAUUAAGCGUGGAGGGAGAGGACCUACCCUUCGUGUACCACACCAUCGCUGACCUGGGCUUGGCUAUUAGCCUCCAAAAGCUUGAUAGAAACUCAGAUCCAAUCUUAAUAGUCGGGGCCGGCUUAAGUGCCGCAGACGCGGUUCUGUGCGCUUGCAGCUGCAACGUCAGAGUGCUGCAUGUCUUUCGAAAGAGCGUCGAUGACGCCGACCUCAUCUUCAAACAGUUGCCAAAGACCUUGUACCCAGAGUACCACAAGGUCUACAACAUGAUGUGCUCUCAGACCUACACAAAUGUGGUUCCCUCAUCUUCUUCAAGCAGGGCUCAGACAAUGAGUAUUGCUUCUUCCGUUUGCGCCAAGAUGUGCCCCAGGCCACAGUUGGCGGCUGCUAGCAUGGCCAGUAACGCGAGCGUCAGCCACAUUGCCGACUACACAAGUUUCCCGGGCCACUGCGUGGUUUCCUUACAGUCUGAUAUGAAGUGCUUGCUGCAGGGAAACAAUGCCCUGAAGGCGUUCAAGAUCUCGAUGGCCCUGGUACUGAUCGGGACCAACCCCAAUUUGUUUUUCCUCAAAGGCCACGGCCAGUAUCUGGCUCAAGACCCCACAAAGCCAAUUUCCUGCAAGCAGAACCCCAUAGACAUUAACCCGUACACCUUUGAGUGUACCAAUGAGCCUGGUCUGUUUGCCAUGGGCCCGCUGGUGGGAGAUAACUUUGUUCGCUUUUUAAAGGGUGGCGCUUUAGGCAUCGCCACCUGCCUUCUGAGAAGACUCAAGAAAAAGGGGAAGCUCAUCGGCAAUGGAGGGAAGAACUUCAUUUGAAACGAGGUGACGAAAGCAAAAAUGUUUGGUUUAAAACCAUCUUCAUAACCAUGUGUCGUUUCUUUUUCCGUGCGAAAGCCUUUUUUUAAGAAUCGUAAAGAAAAUGGCUGUACAUUUCUAAAUAAGACACUUUGACUUUCCAGGAAUCUAAGCUACCGUAUGCCGACAUUUGCAAUAUCUGCCAUCCAUUUUGGAACCUCAGAACUUGAGACGUUUUUUUCAUCAUUUUUUUCCUCUUGUCAUGUAUUUGAAUUCAGCUAACGAACUUAACAUUUCCUUUCAUGAAGCUAUUAAGAGAGGCAAGAAGUAGAAUAAACUCAAGAGUACUGAAAGAGACAAAUAUUUUGACCAUACCAUGGUCCCAGUUUCUUCACAGAAAGUGUGAGCGAACAAAAAAACAGAUAGAGCGAUAUGUUUUUGUUCAGGGCGGAUAUGAGUAGUCAAGGAGCCUGAUAACCGAUAUUCAUUUGCAGUAAAAGGGACAACAUUGACGUAAAAUUUUUGAAAAAUGCAAACUCCAACACUUAACUUGAUUCAAAUGUCUCCAAGCAUGUUUAUUGAAAAGCUUUUCAAAUUUGCAGCAUGAUAAAGAUUUUUUCAUUUUUUUUAUCUGCUCAACUGAGAAGGUUUUAGGCAGAUCAUCUUAUACAGAAUGUACUUGAGUAUGUUAUGUUUCGAAUAUCUUCAAACGACUGUGACUAGCCAUUUAACAUUUCGUGACAUGGCACUAAUUGUAGUUGUCUAAAAUCACACCGGGGUUUUCAAUAAUUUUGUACGAUGUCAAAUUACGGUCAAAACGUAUUGAAAAAUCUUUAUAAACAUAAUAUCACAAGAAUAAAGUCAUCAUCUCAUGAGAA
Messenger RNA from Hippocampus comes (tiger tail seahorse), 2762 nucleotides. It is a transcript of the gene osgin2, whose product is annotated as oxidative stress induced growth inhibitor family member 2. Gene Ontology annotation, molecular function: growth factor activity. Lineage: Eukaryota; Metazoa; Chordata; Actinopteri; Syngnathiformes; Syngnathidae. The transcript has 6 exons. Gene Ontology annotation, biological process: negative regulation of cell growth. Bases 235 to 1905 code for a protein of 556 amino acids. The record is from RefSeq and is a predicted model, not a curated record.